CGGGCGAGCCGUCCAGUCUGCAGACAUGAGGCGCUGCCUGUUCGUCGCCACUCUGGCCCACGUCGCAGCAAUACUUUCGUCUGCUUACGAUUACGCUCAGAGCAGCGACGAGGAGUAUGACGAAAACCCGUGCCUCCCGCAGAUAGCAGACCGCUGCUUCAAAGACGUCUACGAGAACUUGCUGUGUCACGUCGACCCGAGCUCUUUGCCAGACUGCGUCAAGAAGAAUGUGGACGACUUCUGCGAUGCUGCUUCAGAUGCGUUGGACUGUGCAGUAGCUAUUGUCGAUGGUGACUGCACAAUUGCGGAAGGGUCUGAUGUCUUCGACGCCUGGAUCAGUGGCCUUCGCAAUGUAUACAAGACCUUCUGCACUGCUGAGAAACAACUGCUAAGAGUUCUGGUUGCAGCUCCUAACUGUUGGAACAGCAUCUUUUUCUUAAAAUGCGUUGAGAGGACAAUAAGAGUGAACAGUACCGUGGACUUGAUGAGAGUGCCGCUGGAUCUGGCUAUGUGCAACCAGAUAGCGGUUGCAGCUUCUGCCUGCAACGUGAAGGCGACUCGGCCGUCAGAACUGUGCGAAGCGCCGCAGGGAGCCAUAAGCGAGGCCAUCCACUCGUUCUUCACGGGAACCAAGUGCGGCGUCCCGUGCGUCUCUUCAGCGACGAUGGUUCUGCCGCACGCACUUUCUGUGGCUUGUUUGACCUGCUACCUGUGUGUGAUCUCAGCAAUGCUGUUUCACCUGUAGCUCAGAUGAGCAACGCAUUUACUUGAACUCUGCUGCAGGUAACCGCAGGCUUACAGGGAGCAGAGGCGAGGAUGGAAAGCUACCGCUCUCACACUUGUAUAUUCCUGCUGGAAUAUUCUACCUAUCUAUAUCCGAAUCCCGCUCCAGCUACUGCCGGAUCUGGGUGCUGAUGAGUCCUCUCCAUUUGGCUCGGUCCUCCCACCACUUUUCUUCCUCUACUUGCUGCCAGGUCACACCUCUCCU
Schistocerca piceifrons (Central American locust) is the source of this 988-nucleotide messenger RNA. RefSeq lists its product as uncharacterized. The record is from RefSeq and is a predicted model, not a curated record. Bases 26 to 745 code for a protein of 239 amino acids. NCBI's taxonomy places the organism in Eukaryota, Metazoa, Arthropoda, Insecta, Orthoptera, Acrididae. The transcript is spliced from 5 exons.